Molecule: messenger RNA, 225 nt
Organism: Rangifer tarandus platyrhynchus (Svalbard reindeer)
Lineage: Eukaryota; Metazoa; Chordata; Mammalia; Artiodactyla; Cervidae
Source: the annotation of a GenBank genome assembly
AUGGCCAAAGCGCGCAUGGCCAUCGCCCUGCCGCGGCCUAGCCGCGUCUGCAAGCGGCGCCUGGGCGGGUGCAGAGCUCGGCCCCACGCAGUCUCUGCCUCCUGCUUCCUUGAUGAAUGCGCGCAGCUUCAGGCGUGGAGGCGGCACCUGGACCUCCAGUGCUUUAAUCCUCAGCCAGCAAUCUUUGAGACCGAGGAAAACCACUCAAAAUGCCAGAGAACAUAG